AUAUAUUUCUUUAUACAGUCGGAGGAUUUGAAGAGCAGAAAGGAACCACACAUUCGGGCCCUGAGAAAAGUUCUGUUUGAGGAUUUCCGACAGUGGCUGUCAGAGGUGACGAAAGUGGAGCUGGAGACCACUGUAGACCUAUCAUGUGCUCAGUACAAUUACACAGAUAUUCUGCUCUGUCAUGAUGAUGAGCUGGAAGGGAGAAGAUUUGCUUUUAUCCUGUAUCUUGUUCCAGAGUGGACAGAAGCAGAUGGGGGAUCCCUGGACCUCUACAGCACUGAUGAGAGGGCACAGCCUGGUCAUAUUGUCAAGUCAUUGAUUCCAUCCUGGAACACGCUGGUUUUCUUUGAGGUCUCUCCAGUCUCUUUCCACCAGGUUUCAGAGGUUCUAUCUGAGGGAAAAUGCCGCCUGUCAGUAGGCGGUUGGUUUCAUGGUUCAUCCCUGGAGAGACCACCACGCUCCCUGGAUCCGGUGCCUGUCCGCAGCCCCCACAUCCCCUGUGAUCAUGAAAUCUUGUAUGAGUGGAUAAAUCCAGUUUAUCUCUCAGUUGAGUAUCAGGCUCAAAUUCAGGAGGAGUUUGAAGACACAUCUGAGAUACUCCUGAAGGACUUUCUUAAGGAAGAGAAGUUUAAUGCAGUUUCUGCAGCACUUGAAACACAGAGUGUUGAAUGGGAGCUCCUGGGUCCCCCCAACAGAAGGUGUUAUGAAAGAGCAAAAGGUGAGCUUCCGGAAAUUCUGAGGUCCUGCAUGGAGUUUCUAAAAUCUGAGGCCUUCUUUCUGCUAAUGUCCAACCUCACUGGUCUGAAGCUGCACUUCCUGGCAGCCAACGAUGAAGAGUCUGAUGAAGAGGAGGGAUCCUCAGAACUGAAUGGCAGGGCCUCUGCGCAAGGGGAUGACAGCGAUUGUGUGAGAGUUCCUGUAUGCUCUGGAGAGCUGAGACACUGGGAACACGGGCACUACACAUUGAUUCAUGACCAUGACCCCGAGAGACAGGAGUUUGCCUUGGAUCUUUUGUGGUUCUGUGGAUGUGAAGAUUGGGAGGCACAGUAUGGAGGAUUCACAUCUUACAUUGCUAAGGAGGAGGAUGAAGAGCUUCUUACAGUUUAUCCAGAGAACAAUUGCCUGGCCUUGGUUUAUCGAGAUAAAGAAACAAUGAGGUUUGUAAAACACAUCAACCACAAGAGCAUACAGAGAAAUACCAGCCUUCAAAAUCACAAAGGAUUCUGGGACUUUGCAUUUGUGUACCAUGAAUGA
Staurois parvus is the source of this 1254-nucleotide messenger RNA. The record is from the annotation of a GenBank genome assembly. NCBI's taxonomy places the organism in Eukaryota, Metazoa, Chordata, Amphibia, Anura, Ranidae.